UUUUGUCAAAAUGAGUAAUUUAACAUUUUUUGGGUAUUGAUUUUGUUUUCUUUAUGUGCUUAUUUCUUAAUAAUUUUUCUCAUUGACCAAGAAGUUUUUGGACAUGUUAUUUUACUUUACAUUAUUCCUAUUUCUUUCAUUAGAUGUUGAGAUUGUGGAAAUUUCCUAUGCAGCGUCUUUCAGAUAUUUUGAAGGUAAAUGGAUGUAUUCAGGAACUCCAACUAAACAGUUCAGGUAUUGGAGAUGAGGGUGCAAGGGUUAUUGCAGAUAUGCUGAAAGAAAAUCAAACUUUACGUGUACUGGAACUUAACAAUAAUAUGAUUGAAUAUUCUGGUUUUGCAAGUCUUGCUGGAGCACUAGUUGAGAAUAAGGCAAUUCGAUCUAUACAUCUCAAGCUAAUAAGACUUACACACACUUAGAUUUUUUAUCCAUGCAGUUCUUUCUUGCAGAUUUAAUUUCUUCAUCAGAUCUGUUGGCUUUCCAGUAUUUAUUGAUUGUACUACUUCUCAGCAAUUA
Messenger RNA from Zingiber officinale, 516 nucleotides. RefSeq names its product leucine-rich repeat-containing protein 74B-like. Gene Ontology annotation, molecular function: protein binding. The transcript has 3 exons. Bases 144 to 419 code for a protein of 91 amino acids. Lineage: Eukaryota; Viridiplantae; Streptophyta; Magnoliopsida; Zingiberales; Zingiberaceae. The record is from RefSeq and is a predicted model, not a curated record.